AUGACUUCCUACGAAUGGCUGGACCUGGGUAUACAGCAUUUAUCAGAGUCUGUGUUUAUGAGACUAAGUCACCUACUGGGGUCCCCACAGACGGUGGACUUAAGAGGAAUGAUAAUAAAUCAAGUAAUGAAAACAAGAGAAGAAGACAGAAUAAUGACUAGUGGGAGUUACAGAGAAGGAUUCAGGUUAGAGGGAUCAGAUAAGGAUGAAAUGUUUUGGCCAAAUGACCACACGGUAAUAUGGGACUUAGAUCAGGUUCAGAAAUACGACUUAAGUAGAAAAACACUGAUUCUCUGUGAUUGUACGGAGAGCCGACCAGGAUUUGGUUUACUUGAGUUACUGACACCAACACACAGGGAAUAUUUAAAGAAUGCGUGUAUGAGAAUAAAUGACAGACUCUAUAUAUCCAGUUCCAAAUACAGACAGAUCACAUGUUCAGUAGUUUUUCCUAAUUCUACAGAACAUGGUCCGUGUGGUAGUUGUGUUAUAGGGGGAACAGAGUAUGACGCUGCGCAUUGUUUUAUAAGUGAUUUCUGGCCCCCUCCUGCCUCCAGAUGGAUAGACAGAUGUCACACAUGGCCCCCGUCUUAUAUUGUUGAUGAUAUUGUCAGAAAUGGAUGCCACUUUGUAGCAAUAGGACAUAAACUCGGAAAACAUGCAGACAAAGAAUGGAGAAUUUCCUUUUCUUUAGCAGAACAAAAACUUGUAUAUUCAAUGAACUAUUGCCAAUUCUUAACCUAUGGGCUGCUAAAAUUGUUCUUAAAAGAGUCUAUUAAUAAUGGAUUAAACAGCAGUUUUCUGACACCAACACACAGGGAAUAUUUAAAGAAUGCGUGUAUGAGAAUAAAUGACAGACUCUAUAUAUCCAGUUCCAAAUACAGACAGAUCACAUGUUCAGUAGUUUUUCCUAAUUCUACAGAACAUGGUCCGUGUGGUAGUUGUGUUAUAGGGGGAACAGAGUAUGACGCUGCGCAUUGUUUUAUAAGUGAUUUCUGGCCCCCUCCUGCCUCCAGAUGGAUAGACAGAUGUCACACAUGGCCCCCGUCUUAUAUUGUUGAUGAUAUUGUCAGAAAUGGAUGCCACUUUGUAGCAAUAGGACAUAAACUCGGAAAACAUGCAGACAAAGAAUGGAGAAUUUCCUUUUCUUUAGCAGAACAAAAACUUGUAUAUUCAAUGAACUAUUGCCAAUUCUUAACCUAUGGGCUGCUAAAAUUGUUCUUAAAAGAGUCUAUUAAUAAUGGAUUAAGUGAUGAAGAUAAAUUACUGUGUUCUUAUCAUAUGAAGACAGCAGUUUUCUGGGCGAUUCAACAAAACACACUACCUAACUGGCAUCCACAAAAUUUUCUUCAGUGUUUCUGGGUCUGUUUCAAACUUAUCCUUAAAUGGGUGUAUGAGGGGGCUUGCCCAAACUUCUUUAUUUUUGAAAACAACAUGUUCCUGGGUAAAAUUCAUGGUGAAGCACAAAAACAUUUAUUCUUUAGGCUUCAUAAAUU
This is a messenger RNA of Saccostrea cuccullata (small rock oyster), 1493 nucleotides long. RefSeq lists its product as uncharacterized. The transcript is spliced from 3 exons. Lineage: Eukaryota; Metazoa; Mollusca; Bivalvia; Ostreida; Ostreidae. The annotation marks the transcript as partial. The record is from RefSeq and is a predicted model, not a curated record.